AUCAGGUCUGCUGUGGCUCCUUUGUCUAAUUGUCUCCACUGAUAAAAUAAAAAAUAAAAACUCAAUUCAAUUCACCGACUGAGCCAUUACUCCGGUGAGAAUACAAAACAAUCCGAUGCAAUCAACUAAUGUCGGCGGCGGAAGUGGUGACUGUGGCGGUGGAGGUGGAGAGAUGAGUCGAAGUGGGUUAUCUCGGAUCCGUUCAGCUCCAGCUACUUGGAUUGAAACCCUACUUGAAGAAGAAGAUGAAGAAGAGGGUUUGAAACCAAACCUCUGUUUAACAGAGCUUCUUACUGGUAAUAAUAAUAACAGUUCUGUCGGGAUAACGAGUCGUGACUCGUUCGAGUUCCGGACUUCUGCUGAACAGGGUUUGUAUAGUAAUAGUCACCAAGGUGGUGGCUUUCACCGUCAGAAUAGUUCUCCGGCGGAUUUUCUAAGUGGGUCUGGUCCGGGGACUGAUGGGUUUUUCUCAAAUUUUGGGAUUCCGGCGAAUUAUGAUUACUUGUCGCCGAACGUUGACAUUUCUCCGACGAAACGGUCUAGAGAUAUGGAAACACAGUUCUCUUCUCAGAUGAAAGAAGAGCAAAUGAGUGGUGGGAUAUCAGGAAUGAUGGAUAUGAAUAUGGACAAGCUUCUUGAGGAUUCAGUUCCUUGUAGAGUUCGUGCUAAACGAGGUUGUGCAACUCAUCCUCGUAGCAUUGCUGAGCGGGUGAGGAGAACGCGAAUAAGUGAUCGGAUAAGGCGGCUGCAAGAACUUGUUCCUAAUAUGGAUAAGCAAACAAACACUGCAGACAUGUUGGAAGAAGCUGUGGAGUACGUGAAGACUCUUCAAAGCCAAAUCCAGGAGUUGACAGAGCAGCAGAAGAGGUGCAGAUGCAAACCUAAAGAAGAGCAAUAAUGUUUCCUUUUUAGGUUUUGAUAUAUAUAUAUAUAUACAUAUAUAUGUUAUUUUUAAAAUCUAAAUAUGGGUAUGAUCUGUUCGAAAAUUCGAAACAUGAUCCUAUAUUGAACUAGAGGAAAAACAAUAUAGAUGAUUUGAUGUAUGAAUUUUUAGCUGUAAAAUUUUUGUACAAUAAGGAGGAAAGUUUUAAAGAUUAGUCAAUAAAUUUAAAAGAA
Molecule: messenger RNA, 1116 nt
Organism: Capsella rubella
Lineage: Eukaryota; Viridiplantae; Streptophyta; Magnoliopsida; Brassicales; Brassicaceae
Product: transcription factor bHLH80
Exons: 5
Coding region: 116-898 (260 amino acids)
Biological process (GO): regulation of transcription by RNA polymerase II
Cellular component (GO): nucleus
Molecular function (GO): DNA-binding transcription factor activity, RNA polymerase II-specific; protein dimerization activity; RNA polymerase II cis-regulatory region sequence-specific DNA binding
Source: RefSeq, a predicted model, not a curated record